This is a messenger RNA of Betta splendens (Siamese fighting fish), 2895 nucleotides long. It is a transcript of the gene eya2, whose product is annotated as EYA transcriptional coactivator and phosphatase 2. The transcript is spliced from 16 exons. The record is from RefSeq and is a predicted model, not a curated record. Gene Ontology annotation, molecular function: protein tyrosine phosphatase activity. Gene Ontology annotation, cellular component: nucleus. Bases 523 to 1938 code for a protein of 471 amino acids. Gene Ontology annotation, biological process: negative regulation of extrinsic apoptotic signaling pathway in absence of ligand; multicellular organism development; positive regulation of DNA repair. NCBI's taxonomy places the organism in Eukaryota, Metazoa, Chordata, Actinopteri, Anabantiformes, Osphronemidae.
CGCGCGCAGGGGGAGGAAGAGGAGGCGGAGGAGGUGGAACCAAAAAAAAAAAUCGCUCAUUUACUUAACGUCGCUUCUCGACCGCCGGUAGAGCAAACGAGCUCCCGACGCUGCAGAGGACGAAGACGUGAGCGCGACGAGCGGCCGAGCGCGUCUGCAGACAGCUGCCAGCACCUGGACGCCUCUCCACCCGAAGCGCGCGCGUCUCCUUCUGGUUGCGGGAGCCGCGAGGCACCGGGAGCGCCCGCGGUGUCGGUGCUUUGCCGGGACACUCGAGAGAAGCCGCGGAGCCUCGUCCGGACAUGGAGACACAACCGCUCUGACUCACACUCGGAUUUUUUUUUUUUUGCACAAAUCCCUCUUCCAGAAUAAUGGAGAGUUGACGGCUUGCGAGGAACCUGACAAACUGCCGCGUUACGAGAUAAAGAGGAUAAGGCUCUCUCUACGGAAGCAGGGCUUCUUUUAAUAUAUAUUAUAAAUUCAUUGCACCUAUUGCAGGAUCGGGUGACGGGGCCGAGCGUCAUGGCUGCGUAUGGACAGACACAGUACAGCCCUGCUCUUCAGCCGGCAGGACCGUACGCACCGUACCACACGCAGGGCUACAGCAUGCCCUCCUACAACAUCAAAACAGAAGACGGCCUGAGCCACUCUCCGGGGCAGACGGGAUUGCUGAGCUACUCCAACUUCAGCGGCACGCCUCCGAGCCAGAGCCUGUACGGCUACCCGCACACGCACGGUAGUGGCAUUUCAUCCGGAAUUUUCCAAGGCAGCCAUGGAAUCCCCAGCUCAACCACCUUCAACCCGACACAACAAGAGUUUUCAGCGUACUCCAGCUACAGUCAGAGUCAGUACCCUCCAUAUUAUAACUACAACAGCCCCUACCUAACCAGCAACAACCUGAGCCCCGCCGCCAUCGCAGGCCCGCUAGCCUAUCAACACGCGGAGCAUCCCGUCAUGCUGCCCAAUCACAGCCCAGAGUCGCACGCAGGAGAGUACCACGCGCCCCCCAGCCCCCCCACGCCAGGUAAGGACGAGGGGGUCUCGGCACGACGGGGGUCCGAUGGGAAACUGAGAGGGAGGAAGAGAAUCAGCGACCCCGCCCCACCUCUGGACUCCGAUAUAGAGCGGGUGUUUAUCUGGGACCUGGAUGAAACCAUCAUCAUUUUCCACUCGCUCCUCACGGGAACGUUCUCCUCACGAUUUGGCAAGGACUCUUCCAAGGCCGUGUCUCUCGGCCUGUGGAUGGAGGAGAUGAUCUUCAACCUGGCUGACUCCAGGCUCUUCUUCAACGACCUGGAGGAAUGUGACCAGGUUCAUAUCGAUGACGUGGCCUCGGACGACAACGGACAGGACCUGAGCACGUACAACUUCGGCUCGGACGGGUUCCAGAGCCCAGCGGGAGCCGGUUCUCUGUGCCUGGGGUCAGGAGUCCACGGAGGGGUGGACUGGAUGAGGAAACUGGCCUUCAGAUACCGCAGAGUCAAAGAGAUCUACAACACGUACAAAAACAAUGUCGGGGGUUUGCUGGGCAGCCCCAAGCGAGAGGAGUGGUUACAGCUGAGGAGGGAGAUGGAGGUCCUGACUGACCUGUGGCUGACUCACGCUCUCAAGGCCCUGGCUCUCAUCAACUCCAGGCCUAACUGUGUGAAUGUGUUGGUGACCACUACGCAGCUCAUCCCAGCACUGUCCAAGGUCUUACUGUACGGCCUGGGCUCCGCCUUCCCCAUAGAAAACAUAUACAGUGCCACAAAGACAGGCAAGGAGAGCUGCUUCGAGCGCAUCGCUCAGAGGUUCGGUCGAAGAGCCGUGUACGUGGUGAUAGGAGAUGGAGCCGAGGAGGAGACCGUGGCAAAGAAGAAGAACAUGCCCUUCUGGAGGGUGUCGUGUCGGGCCGAUCUGGAGGCUCUGAGCCAUGCACUGGAGCUGGACUACCUCUAGAGGGCGCCGCUGUCACGUUCUGCUCUGCGCCUGAAUUAUGAGACGCUCUGACUCGCGAGGGCACCUAACGCGCACGUAACGGGUGUAGGUGCUGCUAGGGACUGACUCCGAGUCAGUGUCGCAUUUCUAGUGAGUUCCAGACACAGAAUUUUACAUGAAAGCUGAAGGAUUUGUGAGGAUUUUGAAGCCAGGCCUCUGACACAUACUGUAAACAUGAAGCCAAAUGUGCUGGACCGCAGUAAACAAGGGACCAAAUCUUCAUAAACAACCCCAGGGAACCAUGGUAAUACUGCAUAUAUUCGUAAAAUAUUUUUUCUAGCAUUCAGUCCACUUUUGUACUUGAAACACUGAUCACAAAAUCUCAUGAACGCAGUGAGUUUGUACAAAUCAUUUCUUCUACUGUGUCUUUUUAUAUUUGCUGUGAGCCUUAAUUUGGUUUUCUCUGGCUAAUACAAUUUUCAAAACUGAAACUAAAGGCUGUGCUGUCACAUGGGAUUGGUUUUCUCAUUCUUAGCCAUUCAUGAUUAUUGUUUUAUUUCGAAUAGAUAAAUGUCAGAUGACCUAAUAAUCCUCGUAGUUAGUGGCUAUUAAAAUAGUCUGUAUUUUAUGAUUUAAAUGUGAGCUAUUUAUUACUGGUUCAGGUCCACAACAAGAACUUGGCAUAGAAAAAUUCUCCUUAAAGGCCAAAAAUAACACUUUUGUAAAAAUGUUUUUAUGCUGUAUUAUAGGCUGGUGCUCAGAUCCUUCCUUCUGAUUCUAGGUUGUAUAUGUUUUCAUUCUUCUUUCUGUCCUUGGCAAACGUCCUAAUAACCCAUUUGUAAUAUAGAUGCCUUGGUAUGGUUGUGCAUGUGCUGAUUACACUGCCUGUCAGCUUAGCUAUGAUUUGUAUAUAAUGCUUUAUUGUGUAUUUGUUUUGACAGACAGCUAAAAUAGAUGAAUAAAAAUAAAUUAAUUGCA